Messenger RNA from Lachancea fermentati, 357 nucleotides. The record is from the annotation of a GenBank genome assembly. NCBI's taxonomy places the organism in Eukaryota, Fungi, Ascomycota, Saccharomycetes, Saccharomycetales, Saccharomycetaceae.
AUGCAAUUCUCUACUGUCGCUACCGUUGCCGCCGUCGCCGCCGUUGCCUCUGCUUCCAACACUACCACCGUUACCCAAAACUCUACCACUUUGGUCACCAUCACCUCUUGUGAGGAAAACGUGUGCUCUGAGUCCGUCUCCCCAGCUUUGGUCUCUACCGCCACUGUCACCAUCGAUGACGUCAUCACCGAGUACACCACCUGGUGCCCAUUGACCACCACCGCUGCUCCAGAGAAGACCAACGCCACCUCCGCUCUACCAACCUCUGCCACCGUCACCACCUACACUGGUGCCGCUGUCAAGGCUUUGCCAGCUGCUGGUGCUUUGGUCGCCGGUGCCGCCGCUUUGUUGUUGUAA